AUGGCUCUGACACUUGGCCCCGCUCUCUACACUCUUUCUUCUUCUUCCUAUCUACUAGAAUGUGAUAAUGUAGCACAAGGGGGUCUCAAAUCCCUAGAAUUUCCUGAAAAAUAUUUAGACAAAGAUAAGGGGUGCGAAAGUUGUUUGGCAAGGAGUGAUUGGCAUGUUGUAGCAGUGGAUGAGGCAAUGAAAUGGUGA
Sphenostylis stenocarpa is the source of this 198-nucleotide messenger RNA. NCBI's taxonomy places the organism in Eukaryota, Viridiplantae, Streptophyta, Magnoliopsida, Fabales, Fabaceae. The record is from the annotation of a GenBank genome assembly.